This is a messenger RNA of Cylindrotheca closterium, 1590 nucleotides long. The record is from the annotation of a GenBank genome assembly. Lineage: Eukaryota; Bacillariophyta; Bacillariophyceae; Bacillariales; Bacillariaceae.
AUGGCAGCCCUUGACGUCGCCGAAGCCCUCUCGCCGUCGGUUCCUUUUUGGACCAAGCCACUACCAGAUGAUGUAUGCCGAGUGACAACUCAGCCACUGCAUGGGUUAGAGGAGAUUGUGAUCUCGGGGGUGGGCCUGGAGCAUCAGUCUCCGCGACCAGUUCCCCAACCGUCCUUAUUCACUGCAUGGGAAACAGCAUCAGCAGAAGUUGACGAGUACUUUGGAUGGACCCCCAAGGAACUUGAGAUUGUCGGUGAUGAAGGACGGCUGGUGGAGGCCUUACUGUCUGGCCACCUCUGCGUGAUAAGCGACGGAUCAUACAAGCGAGACCUGGGAACGGUGGCUGUACAACUACUCCCAAGAAAAGGGGAGAAGGACCGCAUCAUUGUUCGGUGCCAGACUCCCAGAUUGCCCCAGGACCAAAGCGCCUAUCGGAGUGAACUGAUCGGCCUGCUCGCAGGCAUCAUGGUUGUUGACUGGUUGCUCCACCAGUGGGCGCCAACACUCCAAUCUAAACCCCGCGUAAGGAUCGCGUGCGAUGGGUUUUCCGCCCUUCUCAAUACCUUUAGCAAUAAUCGAGUCACUCCCCAACAGGCGCAGUUUGACCUGGUCUCUUCCCUCCGCGAGGCCCUUGCGCGCUCCAAAGCAUCGUGGGAGCCUAGUCAUGUGUAUGGUCACCUUGACCAUGCUACGUCCUUUUCGUCCCUGUCUUGGUGGUCCAAAAGGAAUGUUGAAGUGGAUAAUUGGGCAGUGGCAUACCGCCAUCAGUUGGAGGCUUCUAACCAACUGAUUGCACCCAAUGCUCGCUUCUUUACUGAGUUGGCCGCUCUCUAUAUCGGAGACGUUAAGCAGUCUCGAUUGGACCCAGACUACAUCCAAGAGCUGGUGGCGCUUCCCCGCCCUACGCAAGAGGUGGCGCGAGAAACUCACGGUCACCCCAGAGGCGGAGUCGGAAACCGACUGGACCAGUCUGGCUCGGGCCAUGCGAUCUCUCCCUGCGGGCGUCCAACGCUGGACCACAAAGCACGUGGUGGUGGCCCUGGAUUCAUGGCUGGACACCCAAGUGACAGAUCCGGCGAUCCAUCCCUACCGUCCAUCCGAGUGGUACCAGGUCGACUGCGCAGCGCUUUCCGAUCCCAGCAAUGCAUUGGCUACCAAGGGCUAUUGGAAGGAAGAUUGUCCCGCCAAUGGGCCCCGUUGCAGGAGGAAUAUCUGCAGUCGCGCAGGAGCCAACGCUCUCCGACCUUAUGGGCCUCACGCCUCUCGCAUCAGUUGAUUUUGCUGGGCUUCCAGUUGUGGGAACAUCGGAACUUGGUACAACACUCGGAGGACAAUGUACAGUUACAAGAGCGCAGCCAACAGGUCAACGACGGGAUACACAACCAGUUUGAUAUGGGUCCAACUGACCUACCUAAGGUUGUCCAACGCAUGCUUUCGGUCAAGCGCCGGACAGUCUUGCACAAACCACUGGUAGAUCGUGAGGAGUGGUUGAAGCUGGUGAGGAUGGAACGCACGGCCUACCGCCGCGCUUUGGCGCCUCAACGCCGUAUUCUUCAUCGCUUCUUCCACCCUGCGGACCACUCCCCUUGA